Molecule: messenger RNA, 2154 nt
Organism: Betta splendens (Siamese fighting fish)
Lineage: Eukaryota; Metazoa; Chordata; Actinopteri; Anabantiformes; Osphronemidae
Gene: fam43b
Product: family with sequence similarity 43 member B
Exons: 1
Coding region: 156-1145 (329 amino acids)
Source: RefSeq, a predicted model, not a curated record
AGCCUCGCUGCUCUCAGUCUCCGCUCAGUGCUUCGCAAAGCAGCUUCUCUUCGCUGUUCCCUCCCUCCGACUUUCCCGAUCCGUCGGACUGAGCCGCCGGGAGCCGGCGCGGCCGCGUCCGAGGGGCUCGCUCGCCCCCAACCUCCUCUCGCGCCAUGCUGCCCUGGAGGCGAAGUAAGUUUGUGCUGGUGGAGGAUGAAGCCAAGAGCAAAGCCAAGAGCCUGGGGACCGGGCUGACCUACCACUCCAUCCUCUCCUCGCUGCUGCGCUCCUGCCCCGACCUGCUGCCCGACUGCCCGUUCGACUGGGUGGGCAGCAUCUUCCACACCAAGAGGCAAAAGGUGCAGCUGAACAAGGAGGACCCCGUGUACAGCGUGCGCUACCUGGGGAGCGUGGUCACCAUCACGGCCAAGGGCGACGGCUGCACCCAGGAGGCGGUGGCCAAAAUCUGGGCGAGGAGCAACUACGGGGACCAGAGCGUGAAGAUGCGGCUGACGGUGGGGCCGCAGGGCAUCCGCAUGAGCGCCGACAAGUCCGGCAAGAAGAAGCCCGUGCACCUGUACUCGCUGAACCGGAUCACCUACUGCGCCGCCGACCCGUGCCGGCCCAAGAUCCUGGCCUGGGUCUACAGGCACCAGGUCAAGAACAUGGCGGUGGUGCUCCGGUGCCACGCCGUGCUGGUCACCAAGUCGGAGAAGGCGCAGGCCAUCGCCCACAGCCUGCACCAGAACGCCAGCUCCGCCUUCAGCGAGUUCAAGCGGCUGAAGCGCCAGAGCGACUUCCGGCACUGCCAGCAGCAGCUGCUGGGCGAGGACGCCGUGCCGCUCAUGCCGCUGAGGCGGCUGCUCAACGGCCAGUGCCACUACCGGCCGCCGGCCGACAACCCGGGGAGCGCCGCUCGCCUCUGCUCCAUCACGGAGGAGGAGGAGGAGGCGGAGGAGGAGGAGGAGGGGGUGACACGGGGGCCAGAGAGGGCGGGAGAGGAGCAGCGGGAGAAGCAGAAGGUCUUCACCACCAACACCGACCCCACUCAGCUGCUGUCGGAGCUGGACAUUGGGGACAUUGCCCGACUGGAGCAGUGCCAGAUCAACUUCGUCGGCGACGGCAACAACAACACGUUCACGUUCAUAACUUCCCUGGUGUGACCGCGACGGGGCUGUGAAGAACUGAACUCUGCAACACAUUCCUCACCCCUCCCGGCCCCCGUGCACCCGAUGUGAAGUGUUUACCAGAAACCCCUCCUCCUACCGGGGGGAGGGGGGGCGACAGCCGAGCAGUGGGCCGGCGGCGCCGCGGGACCCGCUCCGAGCCCGGCGGGACCUCUGCUCAGACCGUAGCAGGUCGGCCAGCGAUGCACAAGACCAGAACCAUAGCACAAUGACGAACGGGGACAGUGUGUUCUGUGUGCCAGUGUGUGACUGUGUGUCACGCGUUGAUCCUGGCAGGAUGAGCACAUUAGUCCUCUAGCUCUUAAUAUUGUGAGUAUAACUGACGCGGCGUUGACAGCAGGUACAUUUUUCCAAUAGAUUUGUAAUAUUUUUUCAUUGGGGUUUCUCUGUAAAUGUGUUUCAAUUUUGUAAUAUGACAAUCUUUCCUGAUGUUGUUCUCAGUCUGACCUUUCUCAUAAUGGCAGGACUUUAAUAAGGUUUUACUAAUGAUCACGGCCGACUAAUGAAUAAGGCGAUGAUUUAGGAAGCAAGCCAUUGAGCGGACAUGUUUAUUGCUGCCAUUUGUUACAAUCCUUAUCAUUUAUGCAUGACGUGUCAGCCGUAACCUUUCUAGCUCAGCUUUGGUCACGUGACGUCCUUGAUCCUACGGCGUUUUCAAAAUCAACACUGUGAUAAAUGUGCUUGACUCAUGGAUGUUCACGCGGCGGCGUCUGCUUUGUGUGAUGGGUUUUUAAAGACUGCAUCAGCCGUGGUGUCGUCCCGUUCACCGUCGCUGUGUUUGUGUUAGGCCCGUUUUGAUAAGAUGCUUUUUUCCACGCGAACCCUUGUAAAAAUGACCCCAGACGGACCCACACUUUGACAGAUAUUCCUGUUGAUAAUGUCUGUACGACUUGUUUCAAAAUGCAUUGUGAUUAUUAUGAGAUGAAGCUAUUUAUUUUCCAAGUAUGAUGAAUAAAAAUGACCCUCGCUAGGGUUUCCUCCUUCA